AUGACCACUGAUGUGGAAGCCGAGUGGCAGCUGUUUAAGAGAGGCCUACUCGAGGCUGCCGCCGAAUGCUACGGAUAUAAACGGGUUGGCCUACCGCCUGGAGGUCAGAAAAGAUCUGCAUGGUGGACACGAAAGAUACAACUGGCAGUUAAAGAGAAAAAGGCAGCGUUCAAGAAAUCGCUUCGAAGCAAAGUGUCUUCAAAUUGCAUGCGAUAUGUAGAAGCGCGCGUGGUGUUGGAGUGGAAUUUCCUCACGGCAAACAAAGUAUUCCGGCGGACCAUCUUCCGGCUCCGAGGUGGAAAGAAGGGCAGUCUCAGAGACUUGAAGGACAAGUCUGGAAACCCUCUCACCAAGGAUGAGGACUCUCUUCGGCGAUGGACAAAGUACUUCGAAGAACCUUUUAUCCAUGCGCAACCGCAGAAGGACUCGCAUGAAGAACAGCAGAGAACGAAUAUUUGUCUCUGUAGUGCCAAGUACGAGAAGCUGAACCCCGCUCGCAUGCCAAGCGAACGGCGGCAAAGUUUCCAGAUGAGUCACGCAACACCGCUAAGUAAGCAAGUGUCCAGCGACUGCGAGUCAAUGGCCAGUUACAUGACCGGACCGGACGAUGAUAAUGCGAGCAGUACACCGCCGGUUAUAUUAAGUCUGCUUAACUCGGACACCGAUGCGCCUGUGACUUACAAAGGCGGCGUACCUCAGGAUGACGACAACGAUUCUAACAAGUUGGUCAGCUUCCUCCCGCCGCUGCCUGCGCCACCGCCGACCCUUCCUACGCCAAGCAAAGCGAAGCUAUACCUAAAGCCACCGUCCUUGCAUAUUAGCAUCGAAAUCGAUGGUGAACAACGCCAGUAUCGCAACCAGGAACUCAGCACCAGUUUGCAGGUGUCGAGGUCAUUGGCGAACUUUGUCGACUGUUAUCAUCCAGUUAAUCGCGCGUCCCUCCUUCGCAAUCACCAACUGGAAAUUGCUGACAUUAGCGCCGAGUAUAUGCGUCUCAAUGGCGUGACACCUCAAUUCAAGGUAAGACUGUUGCUUCAGCAAACGAACCGAAUAUGAAA
This is a messenger RNA of Soboliphyme baturini, 1058 nucleotides long. NCBI's taxonomy places the organism in Eukaryota, Metazoa, Nematoda, Enoplea, Dioctophymatida, Soboliphymatidae. The record is from the annotation of a GenBank genome assembly.